Olea europaea var. sylvestris is the source of this 1937-nucleotide messenger RNA. RefSeq lists its product as uncharacterized. Lineage: Eukaryota; Viridiplantae; Streptophyta; Magnoliopsida; Lamiales; Oleaceae. The record is from RefSeq and is a predicted model, not a curated record. The coding region runs from base 1 to 1047 and encodes 348 amino acids. The transcript is spliced from 5 exons.
AUGGCACUCCAGCCGAUGCGGUAUAUAUUGCUGAGGUGGGCUAUGGCCGAAGGCCUUAAAUCCGAGGCAUGCCCUUUCACCGAGGCCUGUGAUCGUAACCGAGGUGUUCUUGAUCCCGAUGAACUGUCAUUUGUUAAUAAAGAAUUCGAUCCAAUUUCAGCCCCUAUACUACAAGAAUCCCGAUUAAGCGCAUUCAAAAAUGUCAACAUGGCCUCUAAACAAACUUCUCAAAGGAAAAACAGCGAUAUUAAGAGAUCGAGAAAGAAAACUGCUAAAAGUGGAGAAGCUGCAAUAUGCUCUUGCAAGCCACCCAAGGUAACUUCAAGUGGGAUGAAAGGUAUUUUGACUAAGCCAAGAAAAAGAGACUCAUUAGGAAGAUCUGAUGCUACAACUUCUUCUGGGUCGAGUUUAAUCACAACGAAGAAAGCUUCUAGCCACAGUUCAUCCCAUCUUACCACUACCUGUCUGCCGUCUUCUUCAAAAGGGUCUCCUAUUUCCUAUGCAUCUGUCAGCGUUUCAACACCUCGAGCUCCUUCUAGCCUUUUAAGUAAGAACACUGAAUCUAAAAUGAAUAAACUGUCAAUUUCUCGUUCAACUUCCAAGAUUCUGGAAUAUUCUGAGAAGCAAAGCAAAAGGAUUGGAAAUACUAGUUUCUCGACUCGUUCAUUGUCUGCCUUAGAUCGUUAUUCUUGCACACCUCCUGCUAGGUGGAGCAAUAGUUCUUCCUCUGUAUCAUUGUCGUCGUCCUUAAGAACCAAUCAGAAAUCUAAAGUUUCAACGACAAAAUAUUGCACAUUCCAGCGCAAUGAUGCAAAAGUAGCUCCAGAUUUGCAGAAAAUUUCAGGCAGUAACUUGUCCCAUUCUUUGCAAUCUCCAGAAAUGAAGUCCCCGGUCAAAUUUAGUUUUCGUGCUCUAGAAGAAUUUCACCAUGUUGGUUUAGAAUCACCAAAAACUGGCAAUGCAUCUGGAUUGCGAAUGCCAUCCCCAAAGAUUGGUUAUUUUGAUGAGGUUAGUUUUUCUAACAUUUUACUUUUCCUUCUUAGCUAACAUUGAAUGUAACUAGUAGGCAUAUUGAAUUUGGAAUGCAGAGCACAUCUCUUGGUUCGACCAGGACAACGAAAAGAAAAGCAACUCAGAAGAUUUUAACAGAAACCGUAAAAACAAAGCUCUCUUCUCUGGGCUCUGAACUGUCAAGCAUUUCCCUUGGACAAACUGAUUCUUAUAAAAAGCCGAAAAAUCCUUACUUGGAAAGAUAUAGGACUAAUACAAGCUCGAAGACAGCUCCUCAGGUUCGGACUAAUCAUGUGACAGAGAAAGGAAUUUGCUCAGAAUCCCAGAAAACUGGUGAUGGCAAAUGUCAUAGGAAUAAGGUUGGACAGACUUGUAUGCCGGAAAACGAGAAAAGUAUCAAGGGCUUGAUGAAGAACAAGAGGAUCAAAGUAAGAAAGGGACCGAAUGAUGACACUUGUGUCCGUUUUAAAGAGUCUGACUUGAUCAAGAAUGUCACAGAAAAUGGUAGCCAAUUUGGCGAUCUAAGCAUAUAUUUUGAAGCUAUUGAUCUGAACCAGGAUAAGGUGAUGCCACUCAAGAACAGCAAGUGCUUGCCUUUGAAGUACGAUAACAAGAUAGUACAAAGGUGGGACGAAAAGGAUCGUGUAUGUGAUCAGCAGUCGGAUUCGCCUAAAACAUCGUUGAUCUCUCCAUCGACUGUUGAUUUUAAAGCAAGGACUAGAACUCCACUGGCGGAGAAAACGUCUCUUUGCAACAGAAGCAAAGCAUUUUCUUCCUGUUAAAUAUUUCUCUAGUUUCUAUGUGAAUCUCAUAAGUUGCUUAUUCAGUGUCUAAUGCACUGCAGAAUCUCUAGCAUUUUUUGUUGAUCCACUGCAAUAAUCUCCAUUAUUGAAUGCUUGAAUCUUAUUGAUCUGCCACUUUUUGAA